CUAGAAAGAAAUCCUCGCGCGCACUCGCUAACUGUGAAAGUGCGGACUACCUGUGGUAUAAUUAUAGAUUUUUCUUCUUCGGUGCAUUUCACUAUGGCGAUUACUCUAAUCGGUUUAAUUUUGAUCAGUACUCACUUACUAAUGUAUUCAGGACUUUUUACUGCUUAUAAAGGAGGAGGAGUGAAGAGAGGGGGACUCUACCCAUCCCUCCCCCCUUGCCAGUCCYCCUCUCCUGGAGCAAGCGUGGCCUGCGUAAAAAAAAAUCUAGAAAGUGAAGCAUUGUCAGGUACACGGCGGCUUACAUUCAUUACUAUGGCUGCAGUUAUCUUUCUAAUUUGGUGUAUUGUAUCAUGUGCUCUAUGUUGGAUCCUGACCAAGGGAUUUUCUAAAAGACCUAAGAUAUCUAACGUGAAGGAUAAGUUUGUUCUAAUAACAGGAUGUGAUUCGGGUUUCGGAAAAGAAACAGCGACCAGAUUGGAGACGAUCGGUUUUAACGUAAUAGCUUGUUGUUUGACCAAAGAAGGCCAACACGACUUGCUCAAGAACAGCAAGGGACGCAUAACACCCGUUUGUAUGAAUGUCACGAAAAGCGAGGAAAUUAAGCAAGUGUAUGAACAAGUCAAGGGCAUUAUUCCUAAAGACUUGGGUUUGUGGGCCAUUAUCAAUAAUGCUGGUAUCAUGACUCUCGCUCCGCUUGAGUGGGUCAGCAUGGAAGAAUUCAAGUACAUUGCAGAUGUYAACCUCUGGGGCGUCAUUGAAGUUACAAAGACCUUUCUACCGCUGCUCAAAAAAGGAAAAGGUCGUGUAGUCAACAUGUCCAGUUUGGCAGGUUUAUAUUGCGCAUCUGGUCGAGCCCCGUACUGUAUUUCAAAAUAUGGCAUAGAAGCAUUUUCUGAUGCACUUCGACGGGAGAUGAAGAGCUUUGGAGUAAAAGUCUCUAUCAUCGAACCACCAGCCUUCAAUACGUUACUAUGGAAAGAUUUGGCAACAAAGAAACUGACCACMUUAUGGAACAACCUCACUGACGAAAUGAGAUGUGAAUACGGCCUGGAGUACUUUGAACGAUUUCAAAAAAGCUUGCAAACUUAUACCAAACGAUCCGACACAAAUUUGGUGACUGAUGCUUACAUCGAUGCAGUAAUCUCUCAGAAUCCAUAUCCUCGCUAUCCAAUUGGUCGGGGCGUGGUGAAGAAUCUUGUGAUAGCUAUCUUGCCGACGUUUUUACAAGAUUACUUCAUACAAUGAUAUUAUGAUAGUAUAGUGUUAUAAUUUUAGUUUUCUUAUCUUCUCUUUAACGGUACACUUCCACUAGUAAGGGUUAACUGAAAUAAAGUAUUGUCUAGUAGC
Molecule: messenger RNA, 1347 nt
Organism: Exaiptasia diaphana
Lineage: Eukaryota; Metazoa; Cnidaria; Anthozoa; Actiniaria; Aiptasiidae
Product: short-chain dehydrogenase/reductase family 9C member 7
Exons: 4
Coding region: 94-1245 (383 amino acids)
Molecular function (GO): oxidoreductase activity
Source: RefSeq, a predicted model, not a curated record